AUGCGCACCAGAAAUACUUCAAGGGUCGUCGAGUGGUUUCUAGUGGUCGAGUCUUCUUCCUUCUUGGAGGGUGCUAGUGGCUUGCUUUCUUGGAAUGGGAGUUCGUCGAGUUCACAGCAGGUGAAGAAGAUCGCCAACUUCUUGAAGAAGCACGCCUGGGACAUCAUCCAGAACGUCUUGUCGGCGGCUCCCGGAGACCAGAAGGAGGGCCACAACAACGAGCUGGACUCAAAGGCGGCCGACACCGUCGGCCCCUACAUCUUCAGCCUCUCCGUCGGCGCGUCGGUCCUGCAGAACAUUACCGUGUGCGUCCUGUACUACGGCUUGCCUGCCUCCGCCGGCGACCAAAUUCGAGCCAGGGGCAUCGGACACCUUCUCCGCGCUUCCCUGCAGGAGCCAGAUGUGCCCGAACGUGAUCAGCCAACAGUCGCUGAGCCCGCGGACAACUGCUCGUACCUCGUGCAAUACAACGACUACAUCAACACGACCGGCUACCUCGCCACCGACACGUUCACGUUCGGUCAGACUCUGGUCCCGGACGUGGUGUUCGGCUGCAGCGAGGCGAGCUUCGGUGAUUUCUCCGGCGCAUCCGGCGUCCUGGGCUUCAGCAGGGGGGACCUGUCCCUGGUGUCGCAGCUCCAGCUCUCCUGGUUCUCCUACCUCCUGCAGUUUGGGGAUGACGCCGUUCCGCAGACGGAGAACAGCCACUCAACUGCUUUUCUCAAGAGCAGCGUAUACCCUAACCUUUACUUUGUCAGGCUCACCGGCAUAAUGAUCAACGGCCGGCAGCUCAACGGCAUCCCUGCAGGAACGUUCGACCUCCAGGAAGAUGGCACGGGCGGGGUGUUCCUGAGCACGACCGUCCCGGUCACGUGCCUCGAGGAGGCUGCGUACAACGUCGUCAAGCAGGCAUUCGUUAGCCGGAUCAAGUCGGAAACUGUGGACGGCUCGGCGCUUGGCCUUGACCUCUGCUACAGUUUGGAAUCCGUGGAUAAUAUGACCGUCCCGAAGUUGACGCUGGUGUUCGACGGCACCAACGCGGCCAUGGAGCUAAAGAAGCACAACUACUUCUUCGCGGACACCACCACCGGCCUGGAGCGCCUGACCAUCCUACCGUCUCGGGGCGGAUCGCUCCUGGGCAGCUUGCUGCAGACGGACACGAACAUGGCCUACGACCUCGACGGUGGGCAGCUCCUCUUCGAGACGGCGUUUGCGCCGCCGCCACACUUGAAGGUGUCUCUGAUGGUAGUAGUCCAUUUGGUAGCAUGGGUGCUGCUGUUUUAGCCUGUGCCGGAAGUUGCCCAUGCUUGCUGCAUCUACAUAAUCUCUAGGUUUCUUCCAUAAAGCAUAUAUGUAUAUGUUUCUGCUUAUUGAUAAUAUAUAAAAUGGGGACAUGAAAG
Panicum virgatum (switchgrass) is the source of this 1400-nucleotide messenger RNA. Its product is annotated as aspartic proteinase nepenthesin-2-like. Gene Ontology annotation, cellular component: extracellular region. The coding region runs from base 1 to 1284 and encodes 427 amino acids. The transcript is spliced from 3 exons. NCBI's taxonomy places the organism in Eukaryota, Viridiplantae, Streptophyta, Magnoliopsida, Poales, Poaceae. The record is from RefSeq and is a predicted model, not a curated record.